CCCUCCUGAAAACCUAAUCUCUCCCUCUUCUGCCCCUUCUGUAAUUCCCAAUCCCACCCUUCACUCUUCGCUUCUUCUCCCGUUCCUUUUUGCCCCUCGAAUCCUGCCUUAUUCCCGAUUUCUCCUUACCCGCCAAUUUCCCAACGGCUCCUUUCCAAAUUCUCCCCCUUUCGAAGAUUCCUGACGAAACCCUAGUUAUCUGGUUCGAGAUCCCCGAUUUUGCUUCGUGGAUUCACCUUUUCUGUUCUUGUGGUUGAUGCCCAGAUCCGUUUCUCGGCGUUUUCUGGUUCUUCGAGUGGAAUUCUGGAGUUAGGGUUUGGAGUUGGGGAUACGUCUAUAGAGUUAGGUAAUUAGGUUGUUCAGGAGAGUUGAGUUCUUGCUGUAAUUGGUGUAAUCCGUUAGCCUCAGCAAUGGCAAAUCGUGAUUUAAUCCUUGGACAAAAUCGUAGUAUAGGUAUUGGGCAGGGGCAACCAUUGAUGCUUGGCCACAACCAUAAUCUGGGGCUUGGGCAGGGACACAAUAUGGAUUUAGGACAGGCUCAUGAACAUGAGUUAGGUUUAGGACACCCACAUGAUCAUGAGCUAGGGUUAGGACAUAGCCAAGAUCAUGAUGGAGAGGGUGAUCAUCACAGAUACGGGCAUGAGACCGACAUCACGGUGGAUCAAAAGCCAGAACAUGGUGAUCACGAGCUGGUUCUUUCUACGCAGAACCACGAUUUUGCUUUGUCAGAUAACCAUCAGCUGGUAGUUGGGGACAGUCACGAACUGGAUGACAACAUGGAACUAGCCGUCGACCAAAAUCAAGAAAUGGGAAUUGAUCAUGAUGGAGAUAUGGAUUCUCAUCUUGUUGUUAGUGGCCAAGUCCUACAAACCCGAGCUCUUUCUGUAGACUCAACUUACCAGCUUUCAGUUGGGCAAGAGUUUUCUGAUGUGAAGAGUUGUCGUAGGGCAUUGAGGGAUAUGGCCAUUGCUCUUCAUUUUGAGAUGCAGACCAUAAAAUCGGACAAAACCCGUUUCACAGCUAAGUGUGCAAGUGAGGGAUGUCCAUGGAGAAUCCACGCAGCAAAGCUCCCAGGUGUCCCUACAUUCACCAUUAGGACGAUCCAUGAGUCCCAUACGUGUGGAGGGAUCAGUCAUCUCGGUCACCAGCAAGCCUCGGUUCAAUGGGUUGCCAGCUCGGUGGAACAACGUCUUCGAGAGAAUCCGAAUUACAAACCAAAGGAGAUUCUUGAAGAGAUUCACCGGGUUCACGGGAUUACAUUAUCAUACAAACAAGCUUGGCGAGGAAAGGAAAGAAUCAUGGCUGCCAUGCGUGGAUCCUUUGAAGAAGGAUAUAGACUGCUUCCUCAGUACUGUGAGCAGGUUAAGAGGACGAAUCCCGGAAGCAUUGCUUCAGUCUAUGGAAACCCGGUUGACAAUUGCUUCCAACGUCUCUUCAUAUCCUUCCAAGCAUCGAUCUAUGGUUUUCUAAAUGCUUGCCGACCGCUUCUUGGACUAGACAGGACUUAUCUGAAGAGCAAGUACCUCGGUACAUUGCUUCUUGCCACUGGCUUUGAUGGGGAUGGUGCUCUGUUUCCGUUGGCAUUUGGAGUUGUAGACGAAGAGAAUGACGAGAACUGGAUGUGGUUUCUGUGUGAACUUCAUAACCUUCUCGAAACCAACACUGAAAACAUGCCGAGGCUCACGAUUUUAUCAGACAGACAGAAGGGUAUUGUUGAGGGCGUGGAACAGAACUUCCCGACCGCAUUUCACGGGUUUUGCAUGCGUCACCUGAGCGAAAGCUUUCGAAAAGAGUUCAACAACACGAUGUUAGUCAAUCUACUCUGGGAGGCAGCUCAGGCUCUAACCGUGAUUGAAUUCGAGGGCAAGAUUCUCGAGAUUGAAGAGAUUUCACAAGAUGCAGCCUACUGGAUCAGGCGAAUCCCUCCUCGUUUAUGGGCCACGGCUUACUUCGAGGGCCAGCGUUUCGGCCAUUUAACUGCAAACAUCAUCGAAUCAUUGAAUUCAUGGAUUGCCGAAGCAUCUGGACUUCCGAUUAUUCAGAUGAUGGAAUGCAUUAGGAGACAACUAAUGACUUGGUUCAACGAGCGACGUGAAAUCAGUAUGCAGUGGACCUCGAUACUCGUACCGUCUGCAGAAAGGCGAGUUGCCGAGGCUCUUGACCUUGCACGGACGUACCAGGUUCUUCGUGCAAAUGAAGCCGAGUUCGAGGUCAUAUCCCAUGAAGGAAACAACAUCGUAGACAUCAGGAACAGGUGCUGUCUCUGUCGGGGAUGGCAGUUGUACGGUUUACCAUGCGCACACGCAGUAGCGGCACUUCUCUCUUGCAGACAGAACGUUCACAGGUUCACCGAGAGCUGUUUCACCGUGGCAACGUACAGGAAGACCUACUCUCAGACGAUCCAUCCGAUUCCAGACAAAACCCUGUGGAGGGAGUUUACCGAUGGAGAUCAGAAAGCCGCCGAGGUUGUCAUAAACCCACCAAAGUCAUUGAGGCCACCUGGUCGACCAAGGAAAAGGCGGGUUCGAGCCGAAGACAGGGGGAGAGUAAAGCGGAUCGUUCACUGUAGCCGCUGCAACCAGACCGGACAUUUCAGAACAACCUGUGCCGCACCCAUUUGAUUAAACCGCUUCUACCUUUUGCCGGAAAAAGGACAACACUCUCUCGUUCGUCGUUGAUGGCAGGAACAAUAAUACCAGUAACUGUCUGGUAAUGGAAAAUAGAUUGAAGCUCUGAACCUGCAUUCCUAACGACGUUGAAGCAGAAUCACGUUCCAGAUUCAUAUGAUGCCAACUCUGUUUAUUUUCACAUAUUUCAUUUCUACGGAGGUAAAUCUAUGAUGCCAUCAAAAUGUCAGUUUGUUUAGGUUCAUCACAAAAGCGCUAUCAUAAGAUUCACAAGCAGUGUA
Messenger RNA from Tarenaya hassleriana, 2908 nucleotides. RefSeq lists its product as uncharacterized. NCBI's taxonomy places the organism in Eukaryota, Viridiplantae, Streptophyta, Magnoliopsida, Brassicales, Cleomaceae. Gene Ontology annotation, molecular function: zinc ion binding. Bases 411 to 2621 code for a protein of 736 amino acids. The record is from RefSeq and is a predicted model, not a curated record. The transcript has 3 exons.